AUGACUCUUCGUAACGCUUUGUUCCGAGCCGUCUUGGCCUCACUUCCUAUCUCUGGAGCUCUGGCCCUCCCUGCUCCCCAAAUGGGAAACUAUGGCGAAAACACAGGGCCUGUAGGCGGAGUCGACCCUCCUACUCCUACUGUCACUUCAACAAGCGGCUCACUGUACGGUGACUCCAGCUUACUAGGUGGCAACGCUCCUCUCCCAGACCCCGAUAAGUCCGACUCAGCCGUCGUCAAGAACCCCAAGUUUGUCAACGGUCAAGAUGCAGAUGCCAAGCUCGGUCUGUACCUCGACUUUGAUGAUGUUGACGUCCCCCAGCCCAUGCGCGGCGGACUAGGCGCCACUGAUCCUGGCCCUCGCACCUAUGAGUACGAGAAGCUUAACCCCGACCUCUAUGCUCCUCCUGGCACAGACUCUGGCGACGUCCCCAACGCCAUGUGGCCUCUCGGUCUUUCUCACAACCGUCUAGGAAGUGAGAAGGGCGCCGGUUGGGCACGACAGCAGAACGUUGAUGUUCUCCCCGCUGCCACCGCCAUGGCUGGUGUUGACAUGCGUCUCGCUCCUAAUGCUUACCGUGAGCUUCACUGGCACACCUCAGCUGAGUGGUCUCUGAUCACCAAGGGUUGCGUUCGAGUUGCUGCUAUGAACGAGGAUGGCAAGAGCUUCAUCGACGAUGUUUGCGCCGGCGAUGUUUGGUUCUUCCCUCCUGGUGUUCCCCACAGUCUUCAAGCCCUUGAUCAGGGUGUUGAGUUCCUGCUGGUUUUCAACGAUGGUGAAUUCUCUGAGGAUGAGACUUUCUUGGUUUCCGAGACCUUCCUUCGAAACCCUGUUUCAGUUCUGGCCAAGAACUUCAAGACAGACACUUCUGCCUUUGACAAGAUCCCCAAGGACCAGCUUUACAUCUUCAACGGAACGCCUGCGCCCAAGGAUAUCGAGAAGCAGAAUAUGACGGGCCCUGCUGGUGUCCUGUCUGGCAACGACUCAUACACCUACCACUGGUCUCAGCAGAAGCCACACACCGUCCCCGGCGGUUCCGUCAAGAUCCUCGAUCCUACCACCUUCCCCAUCGCCAAGGACUUCUCCGCCGCUCUCGUCGUCGUCCAGCCCGGCGCCGUCCGUGAAAUCCACUGGCACACCACCUCCGACGAAUGGAGUUACUUCCUCCAAGGCAGUGGCCGAGUCACCGUCUUCAAGGCCCCCGAGUCCGCUCGUACCUUUGACUUCACUGCCGGGGGUGUAGGCUACAUUCCCGCCGCUAACAGUCAUUAUGUCGAGAACACUGGUGAUGUUGAUCUGAUUUUCCUCGAGGUUCUUCAGGCACCCAAGUUCUCGGAUAUCUCUGUGGCUCAGUGGCUGGCUUUGACUCCUAAGCAGGUUGUCAAGGACCACUUGCAUGUCUCGGAUGAGUUCUUGGACUCUUUGCCUAAGGAGAAGCAGAUCAUUGUUCCUGGAAACACGAACAUGACUGCCCUUGCGGGUGGCGAUGAGGAAGUCUAA
Messenger RNA from Fusarium coffeatum, 1500 nucleotides. RefSeq lists its product as uncharacterized. Gene Ontology annotation, biological process: oxalate metabolic process. Lineage: Eukaryota; Fungi; Ascomycota; Sordariomycetes; Hypocreales; Nectriaceae. The transcript has 3 exons. The coding region runs from base 1 to 1500 and encodes 499 amino acids. The record is from RefSeq and is a predicted model, not a curated record.